This is a messenger RNA of Coffea arabica (coffee), 1092 nucleotides long. RefSeq lists its product as uncharacterized. NCBI's taxonomy places the organism in Eukaryota, Viridiplantae, Streptophyta, Magnoliopsida, Gentianales, Rubiaceae. The record is from RefSeq and is a predicted model, not a curated record.
CUAUGUCAAACUCCUCCGAUGUCAGUAGGUUUCAUGUACAAGUAUUGGUGUAUUAUAUAAUUUUUUUCCUCCUUCCUUAUAAUGAGAUAGCUAGCAAUACCCAAAGUAACUGCACUGCAACAGUAGUGUUAUCGUGUAAUGGUAGUGCUUUGAUAUUCUUUUCAAAAAACAUUUUUUCUCUUUGGUUUGUUUCUGCAGAACUAUUGCUGCAUCAUCAGAUUAGUCGUAAUAAUCAAUCAAGGAAGAGGUAGCUAGCUGAAGCCUGAAAUGAAUGACUACCCAACUCCAGUUCCCCGUAGAGAUGGGCGGCGUGGGACCCUGCACCUGGAUGGCUCAAGAAAAGGUGCCCCGGCGAGACCCCACGGCCGGCACAUGACGAUGGAGGAUGAAAGCGGAGAUCUGAUCAAGUGUACCGGAAAGUCUUGCCAAUCAUGCACGGCCGGCUUGAUCGCCGACUGUGUGGCCGUUUGUUGCUGCCCUUGCGCUGUAGUAAACAUCUUGGUUUUCGCAUUCUUGAAAGUCCCGUGGAUGGUUGGGAGGAGAAUCCUGAAACUUGGGAAAAAGAAGCAGCAGGGUCAGGGUGCCGGGAAGUUAGAAAGGAAUGAGAGGCAGAAAUGCGUUGGUGAAAUGACUAAUUACCUCGAGUGCACGAUGGAGUCGGAUGGAAUUUCAAGAAAGUCAAGGGCAGUAGAGCAAGGGGCAUCGGAAUUUGUAUUUUCUGGCUUCGGAGAUGAAGUGCUAAAAGACAAUUUUAGUGCAAGGUUUGAAGCGGAAGAGCUUUGGUUUGAGUUACACCAGUUCGGUCAUCUGGGUUUUGGUAGGGUUUCUUUCACCGGAAUUCCUUCCCUCUCUAGGACCAACUAGUAGUCGGUCCUUUUCUUGGUUUUGGGGGAUUAGGGGGGGUGAGGUGGACGAACUUAAUUCUGGUUUUUAAUGCCCUCGUCAACUAGCUUCAAAUCCCAUAUUCUUUCCAAAUAUUCAAGCCAAAAGGGCUGGUGUAAAGAGUUUAAUUUGACCCUUGGCCUUGCGUUCAUGUAUGCAUUGAUUGGGUUGAAAGAAUGAAUUAAUGGAGAUGCAUUCAUCCCUUUCAUA